Molecule: messenger RNA, 1107 nt
Organism: Charadrius vociferus (killdeer)
Lineage: Eukaryota; Metazoa; Chordata; Aves; Charadriiformes; Charadriidae
Gene: PXDC1
Product: PX domain containing 1
Exons: 5
Coding region: 1-594 (197 amino acids)
Molecular function (GO): phosphatidylinositol binding
Source: RefSeq, a predicted model, not a curated record
AUGAGGGAGAGCGGGGGCCACCCUGGUGAUCAAGGAAACAUCAUAAAAAUUGAGGAUGAGGUUGUUGUGCACAAAUUGAACUACCAAAGCAACUGUGUGCGCACAUGGAAGUGUGCUUUUGUCUAUGCUUACGAUCUGUUUACUUUCCUUCUAGGGCUCAUCACAAUAAAAGAAGCCCAUGAUAUAGAAGCCAGACUUAAUGAAGUGGAAAAGCUUCUGAAGACUAUUAUAAACAUGCCCUGGAAGUAUUCAAGAUCUGAAGUCGUCCUCACGUUCUUUGAGAGAUCUCCUUUGGACCAAGUUCUGAAAAAUGACAAUGUCCAUAAGAUUCAGCCAAGCUUUCAAAGUCCAGUUAAAAUAUCAGAAAUCAUGCGAUCAAAUGGAUUUUGUUUAGCCAACACUGAAACAAUAGUCAUUGACCACAGUAUACCCAACGGAAAAGAGAAGCACCUGGACGUAGAUUCAGCAGAACACUUGUUUGAAAGCGUUAGCGACUUUACCUCAGAGCUAGAAGACAGUGAUGAUCCGACAGCUUAUGUCACCAAUUUGACAUACUACCACCUGGUUCCUUUUGAGACUGAUAUUCUGGACUGAGGCUGCCCGGUGACACAGUCAGCCAGCAUCCAGCCGACCUCUUCGUCCAUAGGCUCUGCUAUCUCCGGCGUUGCAUCUCUGUGCAUAAGGCUGUGCGGGCAAGACCAACAGCAGAGAAGUUGCAGCGAGUCCGCCACAAAGCUGGUUUUGUAGUUGGGCCCUCCGUUCUGUGUUAUGGAGACAUCUUGUAAGGAGGUAACUGCUUCACUGCUGACAACAAACUCGUUUUCUGUGAAAGCAAGGCAGCAGAGGCCUCUUGGGGCUCGAGGAAAUCUCUGCUAUGCCUGUGGGAGCUGCCACUCUGACGCAGCCAUCGGAAACUUGUAGUAUGCUGUCACCCGUGCUCCUUGGCUUGCAGUGCAAGUUGAGGCUUCCUCUUUUAGGAUACCACCAGAAACUUCCCCAGAUGGCGUGACCACACUUUUUAUGCUAUGUAAGCGAGAAAGCGAGCAAACCAGCUGAAUUUUGUCAGUUCCCUCUGUGAUUGCUUAAUAGAGGGCUCGCGGGUCACAU